This is a messenger RNA of Megachile rotundata (alfalfa leafcutting bee), 3674 nucleotides long. RefSeq names its product peroxisomal biogenesis factor 1 (gene Pex1). Gene Ontology annotation, cellular component: peroxisome; cytosol; peroxisomal membrane. NCBI's taxonomy places the organism in Eukaryota, Metazoa, Arthropoda, Insecta, Hymenoptera, Megachilidae. Gene Ontology annotation, molecular function: ATP hydrolysis activity; ATP binding. Gene Ontology annotation, biological process: protein import into peroxisome matrix. The record is from RefSeq and is a predicted model, not a curated record.
AUACGAUUAACAAUCGAAUUGUAUUCAAAAUCAUGGACCAAAGAAUGUAGAGAUAGAGUAUAUCUCAGAGCGGUUGGAGGUGCCCAGCUGUUCCUUGGCUGACUCCUUAAGAGAAUUUAUAAUUGAAGCUUUAGACAAUUUGUGAAUUUGAAAUUUACAAAUAUCUAAAUCUGGAAACUUGUAAUUUUUUUAAUUCUUUACAACUGGCGGUACAGAACAUGUGCGGAGCCAGUAACGGAGCCCCCCACUUUUGUUGCUUCCAUUCCCCUUGUCAAUAAUCCCAGCUUACACUCCCCCUCUACAUUUCUGGGUCCACAUUCAGAAUAUAUUGGUUUUUCAUAUAUAUUUUAUGCAGUUAAUGACAGAUAAUUUCGAUGAAUCUGAAGAAUUACAUUUUGUAUUAUUUAAUAUUCGACAUAAGUGAUGAUACUUUGAGCAAGCAAUAGGGUCGCUGUUAAUGUAAUUUAAUAUAUUUAAUUCGUAGCUAAAUGUUCGUUUUAUAACUGAUUUAUGAGUGAAUAAGAAUGCAAAGUGAACGUUUUCUCGUAAAAUAUAUAACAGUGAACAAUUGCUUUGCCUAUUUACCCGAUACCUGGCUACGUAAAUUGGAAACUAAGGAAAAUGUAAUCGAAAUACUACAUAAGGGUAAGACGUAUUACCUAUCUUGUAAUGCAAGAUCAAUUAGUAAUGGAACUUUAUGUCUCGGACCAUCCUUUGCUAGAAGUUUGAACAUUAAUGAAGGUGAAGAAGUAUUUGUGUGUUCCGUAAAAGAUGUCCCAUUUUUAACUAAAAUCAGCGUUGCACCUCGAACUACGAAUGACAGGGAAAUUCUGGAAUUGCAAAUUGAGAAGGUGCAAUCAACGCUUCUUAGUCAAAUUCGCGUUGUUGCCAAAAAUCAACCGAUCGUUGCGUGGGUCUCGAAAUUUACUUCCGUAACAUUAAUUGUAGAAUCUUUGGAGCCAAAUCUGAAGUAUGGAAAGCUCGAACAGUUUUCAGAAAUUCACGUGGGUGAUGCAUUGGCAAAAUCAGAACCCUCAAACGAGCCAAAGAAGCAAAAUAAUGUCCCAAGCAAGCUAAUCGCAGAUUUCAGAAAAAUGUUACCAUUUAAGAGUGAAGAGAACAAAUUAAAUGUAAGCGAAAUAGAAAGAAACGAAAAACUGUUGCACAGUUUUUGUAACAGAAAGAAGCCGAUGGUGUAUCGUGCCCACCCCUUACCAAAUCGCAUAGAAGACAAUCCUUUCAAUAUAAUCGCCAGCUGCCCUUACCACGUGUUCGUGCCGAGGCGCCAUGCACCAAAAUUUUCGGGCAAUUUCGCGCUUUGUCGAGUGAAAAAGAUGGCAGAGAGCAAACAGCAUCAGAAUGCGACGAGCACUAACUUCCUCGUGAAGGUGGACUCAUCCGUUCCAGAAUUAUCCACGGAGCUUAUAGUUAGGCUAUUCAUCGUGGAAGAUGUAUUCGACGGGUCAUCCACGUUGAAUCAUUUUAAUGUUAACUUCCUCCACAAGAGUGUUUACGUAUCAGAUAGUGUGAGGAUCAGUUUGAAUCUCAAAACAGGGUCAAAGAUUAGCUUAUGUCUGCUGGAAGCUUCCGAGAAUGUUGCACCCUCUUCCAUUGAACUGUUCUCUUUGAGGAACUCCGUGUCCUUGGACAGUUUUCGAAGUUAUGUUGCGAUGCACUCGAAUCCUGAGAAAUUGUUGAUCAAUUCUUGCGCUGCUCUUGUGGUGGAUGGUAAUUGUUGCGUUGUAAAGAUCUCUCCAGACAGUUGCACUUAUGGCAUGGUCGAUGGGAUCGACGUGGAGAAGACGAAGGUUUCUUCGAGGUCUGUUAACGAGGAGAGUCAGUUGAGGGUGGCUUUGGAGAAGCAAGAACAUUCCGGUUUGGGAAAGGUUUUUACUCGAUAUUUAAAGAACGUUUUGUUGGAAUGUGAACUCACAUUGGACCUCAGUCUAGGUCUGCGAACCCAAUUGGGAUUUGAAUACGAUCGAGAGAAUAUUUUAAUUUCUGGGGCACUUGGUACGGGCAAAACGACUGUUUGCAAAAUACUUACAGAUUACUUACAGAAACCACCUUAUUUCGUACACACCCACGCAAUAGAUUGCAGAUCUUUAAAAGGAAAGAAGGCCGAAAUGUUACAAAAAAUUUUGAUAAAUGCACUAAAUGAGUGUGUUUAUUAUGAGCCCUCCGUGUUAUUUUUGGACGAUAUAGAAUCCAUUACAAAUGCUUCGACGAAUGACGAAGAGAAUACUCCAGAUGCUACAAAUGCGGCUAGAAUCACGGAUAUUUUGAUUAACACGGUGACACAGUAUCAAGAAUCUCAUUAUGUGUCAGUCAUUGCUACGUGUGCAGGCGUCGGCAAAAUAGGCCAGAAAUUAAGGCCAGCAAGGGGUUGCCAUUUCUUUAGAACCGUUUUAACUAUUCCAAAUCUAGAAAAGGCGGAUAGAAUCGAUAUUUUGCAAUUAAUGCUCCGGGACAAGUGGUACGUGCCAGGAGAAGACGUGAAUUGGGAUUACUAUGGAAACAAGACCGAGGGAUGGAUGGUUCAGGAUCUCGUGGAUCUCGCACAGAAAGCCACGUAUGUUGCUUGGAAUCGUCACGGAAUGUCGAAGCCUCCUGUCAUUAUCACGGAAGAGGACAUGUCAAACGCGUUGCAGAAUUAUACACCAAUAUCCCUGCAAGGUAUACAAUUGUACAAAGGGACAGGUCACAUGUGGUCGGACAUCGGAGGCCUGGCAGAGGUGAAGAGGUCCCUCGUGGAGAUUUUGCAGUGGCCACUGAAGUAUCCUGAGGUGUUCAAGAAUGCGCCGAUCAAGCUGCAAAAUGGUGUUUUAUUGUACGGUAUGCCUGGGACGGGAAAGACUAUGCUUGCCAAAGCGAUCGCCAACGAGUGUGGCGUGAAUUUAAUUAGCGUUAAGGGUCCAGAAUUAUUAUCAAAAUACAUAGGCGCUAGUGAGGAGUCUGUUAGGAAUAUGUUUGAAAGAGCUCUCCGUGCAAAACCGUGUGUCCUCUUUUUUGACGAGUUCGACAGUCUCGCCCCCAGACGAGGUCACGAUAGUACCGGCGUGACAGAUAGAGUAGUGAAUCAAUUGUUAACGCAAAUGGACGGCGUGGAGGACAGAGAAGGUGUAGCAGUCGUGGCUGCCUCUUCGAGACCAGAUUUGUUAGAUUCAGCUUUGCUGAGGCCUGGACGUCUCGACAAAGCGUUAUAUUGUCCACUUCCGGAUGAAGCAGAUAGAGAAGAGAUACUAGCAGUACUCUGUAAGGCACAGAAAAUAGACCAUGAGGACUUGGAUUUAAAAGAACUAGCUGGGAUUACUUCAGGAUUUACAGGUGCAGAUCUGAAUGCCGUGGUUACGCAGGCUAAAUUAACAGCUUUCGAAGAAGAUGCCGAAAAUCUAACUGAUGGAAAAAUUACAGCGAAAGAUUUCAAAGUUACUCAACAGCAUCUGAUCGAUUCCAUUAGAAAUACUCACCCAUCUUUGUCCGCCGCUGAGAAAGAAAAGUACAAAAGAAUUUAUGCCAGAUUUUCAAGGAACGAUAAUUUUAUAGAAGACGUGGUGAAGAACCAGAAGGCUACUUUGGCGUAAAAUUUAUUUUUGGGAUUCUUAAGAGAUGAAUUUUUUAUACAUCUAUUUUUUGACAAAACCUAUCAAUCGUAGCUAAAUAUAGAGGGAUUA